CCCUAAACAUGGUCCACGGAAGUACAUGAACACAAAUUGCAAUGCCUGGCCCUGCUGACCCUGGUGAACAUACUCAACGUGCACUGUUACAUACCAGUGGAGUACUGCCACUAACUCUAACCAGAGCACCCCUGCUUGCUCACCUGUCCUGCGAAAGCGCUCCCGCUCGUCCACGCCCCAGCUGAGCCCCGAGGUCAAUAGCACCAUGGUGGAAAAGGGUUCAUCAGACCAGGCCUCAGACCGCUCCCCCACCACCCCCGAACAGCAACAGACCUCCCAGCACCAACGCACCUACUCCCAGUCUGUCCAUCCCACCAGCAGCCGCAGCAGUGGGAAGAACUCCAAGAAAAGUCAGAGCUGGUACAAUGUAUUGAGUCCCACCUACAAGCAGCGCAAUGAGGACUUCAGGAAGCUUUUUAAGCAGCUGCCAGAUACUGAGCGCCUCAUUGUGGACUAUUCCUGUGCCCUGCAGCGGGACAUCCUUCUGCAGGGACGCCUCUACCUCUCAGAGAACUGGAUUUGUUUCUAUAGCAACAUCUUCCGAUGGGAAACCCUGCUCAUGGUUCGAUUAAAGGACAUCUGCUCCAUGACUAAGGAAAAGACAGCCCGUCUCAUCCCCAACGCCAUCCAGUUGUGCACUGACAAUGAGAAGCACUUUUUCACCUCAUUUGGGGCGAGGGACCGGACAUACAUGAUGAUGUUCAGACUGUGGCAGAAUGCUCUCCUAGAAAAGCCAUUAUGUCCAAAAGAGCUAUGGCACUUUGUCCAUCAGUGUUAUGGUAAUGAACUUGGCCUGACCAGUGAUGAUGAGGACUACGUCCCUCCUGAUGAAGACUUCAACACCAUGGGGUACUGUGAAGAGCUGCCCGUGGAGGACAGCAAUGAGCACAACAAUGACACCAGCAACACCCUCACCAAGAACACUGAGGCCAAGCCUGACGUCAGCCCUGUGCUGCCCCACAAAGCCUUCCCCAACAACGCUCUGCCAGAACUAACCAGCACUGACUCUCCAGUCCCUCAGUAUGACCUGCCCCCUGUGGAGGAUGUAUCCAGCCCUCUCCCUGACACAGACCUCCUCACCCUUCCCGUGCCUGAGAGCCACAGCAACCAGCAUAGCAGCCACGCCCUUUCACCUUCACUGGACCUCAACGACAACGAGGACCUCCCCACCGAGCUCAGUGACUCAUCUGAGACGCACGAUGAAGGAGAGGUGCAGGCUUUCCACAAGGACCUGAGUGGCAGGCAAUACAUCAACGGGGUGUACAAGUUUGGUGUGGACAAGAUGUAUGACUUACUCUUCACUGAGUCUGAGUUCAUGAGGGAAUUUCGGGAACAGAGGCGGUUCUCAGAUGUGGUAUAUCAACCAUGGAAGAAAGAGCAGGAUGGGAACCAGACCAGAGAGAUCAUGUACACCAUUGCUCUGAAUAAUCCUCUGGCGCCCAAGACAGCCACAGUCACUGAAACGCAGACUCUAUAUAAGGCGAGCCAGGAGAACGAGUGCUACAUCAUUGAUGCAGAGGUGAUCGCCCAUGACGUGCCCUACCAUGACUACUUCUACACUCUCAACCGCUACAUGCUCACCAGAGUGUCCAAGAACAAGUGUCGCCUGAGGGUGUCAACGGAGCUUCGUUACAGGAAGCAACCAUGGGGGAUUGUGAAGGGCUUCAUUGAGAGGAACUUUUGGAGUGGCCUGGAUGAGUACUUCAGAAACUUAGAGUUGGAGCUGAAUAAGUUGGAUGUGGUGUUGAUGGAGCCCCACAGUCAGUCACCCAAGAGCAAGGCUCUAAGGACAGGCACCAGCCACAGGAGGAAACAGACGCUGGUCCAUCACCUGAGGCCGGCAGGGAACAUUGAGGAGGCCUUGAGCCCCGUCUCCACACCUGAGGAUGAGUCAGACAUUCACCACAUCAAACAUGUGGCAGGUUCCACACAGACCAGACACAUUCCUGAUGCUCCAGGAGGCCUUGCACUUUACAACUUCUCCAAACUGCUGCUUCUCAUCAGCCUUGUCCUGAUACUACUGGUAUUUCUCAAUGUGAUGCUGUUCUACAAGCUGUGGAUGCUGGAGUACGCCACACAGAGUCUCACUGCAGCACAGACAUUACGACCACAAGAAAGCAAAAUUCCUCAGACCAAGUUGGAGUGGGUGCAGCUCCUGGACUCCCAGCAGCGUUACCAUGAUGACGAGCUCCAGAAGUGGAAGGAGAUAAUCAAAUCAUCAGUGCUACUGCUCGAUGAGCUAAGAGACUCCCUUCUUAACCUCCAUAAAAGCAUAGGACUCAGGGACUACAACUCUGAGACAGAGGAAAAGAGAAACCAGUAUGACUGAUUGAUAAUCUCAAGGCAUACGGACAUGAUGUGCAAUAUUCAACCUACCUUUUCUGAGCCUGUGGAAAGAAUGUGGCCUUUUAAAGGCGAAGAGAAGAGGAUGGAGUUCAGUCAGAGAGCUUUUCAAGGAAAGUAACCCCUGUCUCAAAGUGACCUCAUCAACCUGCAGUGGGUGAGAGUGCACUAACACACCACAAUGCAUCCUGCAGAGAGACAAAAUCAGUGGCAAGGCUCGUCUGUAGCUUUUACUGCUCUUAUACAUCUUCCUGCCCCCAGCUCCACAUUCCUUCUUUGCACACAAAGCUGCAUUACUGUCUUUUUUUGUUUUGUUUUGUUUGUUUUGCCACUUACUGACAGAAAUCAGACUGACCCAAAGCUUACAACUUCUUCUGGCUUCUGCUGUUUUUCCAAGUACAAAUUCAUGUUGGAAUCAUAUGUGCAUUCACUUUGGAAAACUCCAACAGCUGCUGUAUUCAUCUGUUUCUAUCUUGGAAACUGGGAAACAUGAUAAGUGACUCUAAUAAAUCCACAGUUUGCAGUAUUUAAACCUAUCGUUUGUUCAACAGAACACUGAGGAAUCAAAAUGUAAUAUACAUAUGUGUGUGUGUGUGUGUGUGUGUGUGUGUGUGUGUGUGUGUGUGUGUGUGUGUGUGUGUGUGUGUACUUGUAUGGCUAUCAUUAUGAGAACUAAUUUGAUUUUUAGACCUGGGAAGUGAGGACAUUUUAGGAGAGUGAAGACAUUUUGGUUGGUCCUCACUUUCUGAUACACCUUCAAAGGG
Thunnus maccoyii (southern bluefin tuna) is the source of this 3107-nucleotide messenger RNA. RefSeq names its product protein Aster-B-like. The transcript is spliced from 19 exons. Gene Ontology annotation, molecular function: sterol transfer activity; sterol binding. The record is from RefSeq and is a predicted model, not a curated record. Bases 206 to 2329 code for a protein of 707 amino acids. Gene Ontology annotation, cellular component: endoplasmic reticulum-plasma membrane contact site; plasma membrane; endoplasmic reticulum membrane. Gene Ontology annotation, biological process: intracellular sterol transport. Lineage: Eukaryota; Metazoa; Chordata; Actinopteri; Scombriformes; Scombridae.